ACCUUUAAUACACGUAUAAAAUAAUAAUCACCGAAUUAGCGGAGAAUGCUCAAACUGGGACCAACUACAUAAUUGAGAGUAUGCAUGAUGAGAAUUGUGUUUUUGGAUGUAUUACAACCUGCAACAACUUGGUUCUUCAUGACUAAAGCGUUUCUUUCCACAUCUCUUCCAAGUGCCAAUCCAUUUGCACAUGUGACUUGUUAUGCGCUCACCAGACUGCCGGAUUGUACUGUUUAGUUGCUAGCUUGUUUUGCUAGUUGAUGAUUCAAGUUAUGAAAUAAAUGCUCAAUUUUUGCAGAGGAGGAGAUGCAUACACGUACGUAACGUACGUAAGGUGGUGGUGGGUAUUUGUUAGUGGUUGGUCUGGCGUUAUUGGCUACCAUGCCAUGUCAUGAGCGAAUAAUGCGAUGUGCCAUGUCUUCUCGCCACUACUCCUGUCUGGUGUGCGAAAGUAGUCGCAGCGUUGUUGUUGCUUUAGAACGGGCGAUUCUUUACACAAGCUCUGCUGUUGCGGUGCACCAACCAACCAACCAACCAAGCAUAAGAUAGAUGAUGAUGAACUAAGUGGGAGCGAGGAGUUUUUUGUACUUUUGAAGGCUAAGGUCACCCUGACUCUGGUGGCUCGCUUGCAGAAUUUGCACUCUAAGUGAAUAAGUCGAAAGAAGAGAGGGAUUUAAUAGUGGGAGAUGGCGCUUGGGAUUUAACAGCAUGGCAAAAAGUUAUCAUUUCCAACCACACAGACACCGUCGUCCCUACAAAAUCUUAUGGACUGCGCUUCAACCGUAUUCAUACAGAUAACACAUGAGACGGGAGAGAGUGAGAGAUGAUGUUGCAUUAAUGAGAUUCCCAGUAUGCUGCUGAUUUCGCACAAGUGUUAUAACUUGUGAAUUGUCAAGUGUGGAACUUGAGGGAAUUCGAGUGCUACUGCAAAAUGGGUGAAAUCUCAUGCCUAGAACAACCUAAAACUGAUGAGAAAUAUUGUAAAAGUUGAAAAUUUAUAUCAUCCUUCCCCAAAAGUUGAUUGAAAAAAAAUCCUACGUUUUCAUGAAAGAUUUGGUUAAGCAGAUUGCAAGAUUUAGCAACCUGGUCUCAAAUAUAGCAAAAACGAAACAUUGCUCUCAUUCAUCCCGGUCGUUUCCCCAGCACAAUCCAACACUCUUUCCCCAAGUUUAUUAAACCCUGUCUUACUACAUCUUUUUGCAUCCUUACUUACCUAUUCCAACACAAGUUCGACACCAGCACAAUCUUGUAUACUCGCAUACAUAGUAGCGUUUCUGGCAUUUAUUUGACAGUGUAGAAAGUUGAUGGUAAAUGGGACUGACCACAUAUUCAUACACAUGCAAUUGUGUAUCUGACUUUUAGUCUGAGCUAUUUGUACACACAAACUGUUUAGACUUGUUAGUACUAGGAUUUCUUAAUAGUAGGAAAAUUAUUAGAAGGAAGAACAAAAGAGAGCAUUCGUGUAAUUGGCAGUUGUACACGAGCACACACGAAAUCGUUAAUCAAUUCAUCUUGGCGAGAACGAAAGACCAAUGCACUCCGCCCGCCUCCUCUUCUGAAUGGAUAAUUUUUUAUGUAUGUAUCCAGAUUGCGUGGAAAUGCACAUUUAAUUGCAAGGAAUGACCGAAAGGUGCAAUAUGCUACCCCCCAGUUAAGACCUUUGUCCUUUCUUGUUCAGGUGGAUAUUUUGAGAAUAUCGUGAAUACAUGUGUAUCUCGGCGGCCAUGAAAUUACAUGAAAUGUAGCAGAAUGAAAAUGUCGUUUAGUAAAUUCUCAACCUUUUGCUUCUAUGAGUAAUCAAGGGAAAUGGUAAACGGCUACUUAUGGAUAACCAGCUUAAAAUAGUUUGCAAAUAUUUGUAGCUUAUUGGUAUCGAAUGUGCAAUGCCAGUUCACCAUUAAUUACACCAAUUAAAAUUGCAGGUGACUUAUAUUAUCUGAGAAAUAUCAAAAAUAGGUUGAAACAUGCAAGUCCAAGUUUGCCAAUAUUGGUAAACUUUCUCCCAGCAGUAAUUAAGCAGUUCUUUCGGAGGAGUUUAUUGAUUGACCAGCAACAAUCAGAACGGGCAAUGAAAAGGCCACUGCUUGAGACCAUAAAAUGUCAGCCCUCUGUUCAUAAUGGUACUAAUAAAACAGCGGUGCUUCAGUCCGUGGGCAUUCAAACUCUGCACCACGUUAUGAGUAAAGGUAAUUUUAUUGUCCUAGAAACGGCUAAAACCGUGAAAGGACAAUCAUUGCAAAACUAAAGUCGCCUUGAGUUGCGACACGGCGACGAGACAGGUAGGACUGACUCUGGCAGGAGAAAGUUGCAGCACACUUUCCCUCGCUCUUGCUUCUGAAUUAUUUCAAUAUUAUUUGACACUUUAUCAUUCUAUACAUGUUGCGACAAAUGAAUUGUUUCCAACACAAAUUUUCAUUUUUGAAGAAAUUAAAUUUUAAUUAUUAUGUACUGACAAAAUGGUGUGAGUGGACCGUUGCUAAGUUGGAGGAUUGAGAUGACCCCCUAGGUCAAAUCUGGACCAAGUGAUCUCACACCCUCCAGUGAGGUGUCAAUCGAUCGGUCUAGAUAAUACGAUCAGUUUGGUAUAUUAUAAAAUUUUGUGAGAUAAGAAUUGGCUUCGAAAUUCCUGAAAAACUUAUAUUUUGGAGAUAUUCUUCAAAAUAAACAUUUUAAUUUUCGAAAUAGUACACUCGAGAUUUUUAGCUUAAAAAAUCAAGCUAAAAAUUAGGAUGAUUUCAUCCUCAGGAAUUAAGUCUCUUUGUCUGCCUAUUCAAAAGUUAUUCAAGGUUAAAGUCGUUGGGGCAAACCAAAGGACUUUUGCCCCAACGAUUUAAAAAAUGAAAAUUUUCUAAAAAAUAAUCCAUUUGUCGCAACCGUAUGGGGCACCACCCCAUAGAAACGAUGUCAGUUAAUCGUGGAAUUAUUUGUCGCGAAUAUAUUUUGUUUAUUUUUUUUACCAAAGUCCACCACAGUUUUUUUUCACUGAGGUUUGCACCCUAGCGUCCAAAUUAGGAAAAAAAUUAAAAAUCUCGUCAAGUUGUUUUGUCUUUUUGUGGGACCGAGCUAGAAAGAAAAUUCAAAAUGCCACGUCCUGUAAUGUUUGACUGCGUUUCUGCUGCUCAAGGGAAAGAAACAAUGGAAAAGGAGCUUAACGCGAAGGAAGCUUGGAUCAGGAUGAACAGGAACGGAAUUUGGCAACAAGCUCUCGGACCAAUUCAGGGAAGAAUUCAAGCCAUUUGUGAGGACAAGAAUGAACUCCUUCGCAAGCUUAUGGAUUCUAAAGACGAGUAUUUUCGCUUCUGCAAGGCCACGCCUCCACCCAAGGUGGAAAACGACACGUUCAUUGUCCAUGUUGGUCCUGACCCUUGUGACGAGUGUCAAAGAGAUCCCACAAUUCCGAUGAAGACGCCUCCGGAACACAUUACAGCGUUGAUUUAUCAAGGUUUGGCCAAGGAGGGAGAAGGCUACCGACGUUAUCUUACAACUCGUUACGACUCAGGACUCCCAGAAACAAAGUUUUGCUAUCCGCCCACAACCAAUUCUGAAUACGCCUGGAAGCUGAUGGAAAGUGUUCACAACCGGAAGAGUGCCACUCUCCCACGACUUUCCACCAUCGGACCUGCUUUCUAUCGAUCUCGAGGUGUCAUGUGUAAAGCAGAUUAUGCACCCUACCAUUUCCCCCGGAAUUAUUAUUGACUUGUGCGGAUAUCUUUAAUCCUGUCCUUGUAAUUAAAAUUAUAUCCUUGCUUACGUGGGAGAUAAAGUCUAAAUUAUUGUCGUCUCA
Messenger RNA from Folsomia candida, 3784 nucleotides. RefSeq names its product protein ATP6V1FNB. The transcript is spliced from 4 exons. NCBI's taxonomy places the organism in Eukaryota, Metazoa, Arthropoda, Collembola, Entomobryomorpha, Isotomidae. Bases 3082 to 3696 code for a protein of 204 amino acids. The record is from RefSeq and is a predicted model, not a curated record.